AAACUUAAGCUUUUAGCAAUUACUACAUCCCAUGCGUUUUAAUAACUUCCUCUAAAAACCGCGAAAACUAGCUUUAGCGCGGGAAAAGUGGAAGCUUGUUUUGAUUGUAGUUUAAUUGGUUUUGUGCUGUUUUAUCCUUGACUUUCUUGCUGUUGCAGGAAUUAAUCAUACCAAUGAGUUCUCCUCUUAAUGGACGCGUCGGUAAGCGAAUAUGUCGGUCUGACGAAAAGGAAGAAUGCGGUGGCUUUGUAAUUGAGAAUGGUAUGAGAACAGCGAAGUUUUAUGAACCUUCCAAAAAGGAUGACCUACGUAGUCCCUUACGUCAUACCCAGGAUUAUGAUGACGCAAGAAAACAGAGCAGCAACACAAAGAGGUAUUCCAGUGGAAGAAAACGAAAAACUGGAUCACUGGAGUCGCGUUUUUCGCCAAAAAAAUCGGCUGGUAAUAAUUUGAAAGAAGAAAAAGUUUUGGAUAGAAAAGCAAGUAGUAGUGACUGGUUUGAUCAAGUUGAAAAAUCCAAUGAGUUGGAGGAAGAGGCAAUCAAGCAUAAGCAAAUUUUAACUGAGAAAAGAUCUGCAAGAUUAAGUGAAUGUGAAUCAAAUGGCACCAUUCCUUUGCUUGAGGAAGUUGCAGUUGAAGAAGACAGUGUAGUUCUAAUGCGACGUGAAAAACAAAUCGAAUACGGAAAAAACACAAUUGCAUAUGACAACUAUACCAGAGAAAUCCAAAAGCACAAGAGAACGAAGUUCCACCCAAGAACACCAGAUAAGUUUGCGAAAUGCAGUCGCAGAUCCUGGGAUGCCCAAGUUAAAAUAUGGAGAAAGGCGUUGCAUAAUUGGGAAGAAUACACAGAAGACAGAAAGAAAAAAUUCCAAGCCAAGAUUGAUGGUACAAACGACAGUCCAUUAAAUAAGGAUGGAAAAAUGGUGAAUUCUGAAGGUUGUAGUUACAAAUAUGUCAUACCUGUUGGAGAACCUCUUGGUAAAACAUCUGAUGAUAAAUUUAAUGAAGAUGAUGUUCUGCAUCUGGACUUGGAUGAAGGAGAUGAGGACUUCUUGUGAUCAUUCUUUUAAAAUUGCUUUAAAUUCCAUUUUAAUGUUGUAUUUGUAUUCAACACACUCUGAGUGUGUUAUUGUAAUUGUACAGCAGUAGUCAUUGAUGUUACUUAUUCUCAUUAAUGAGCUUUGUUGAAAUCUUUUGUUUGUUAUGUAUCUCUUUUUGUUUAGUAUGAACCAUUUUUAUUCAUCGUUUUUGAUUUAUUGCAGUUUUAACUGUUUUCCAAAAAUACUUGGCUACACUAUAUUAUAAAUGAAGGCUCAAAUGUUUUAGUUACAAAAUAAAAAUUCUUGUCUUUAAGCCAUUUUCUAUAUCUAAUUAGUAAUUAUUAUUGCUUCAAAUGCAGGUAUAAAACAAGAUCAUGCAUAAGUAAAUAAAAUGUAAAAUCAACAA
Messenger RNA from Ciona intestinalis (vase tunicate), 1449 nucleotides. RefSeq lists its product as uncharacterized. Gene Ontology annotation, cellular component: cytoplasm; histone pre-mRNA 3'end processing complex. Gene Ontology annotation, biological process: mRNA 3'-end processing by stem-loop binding and cleavage; mRNA transport. NCBI's taxonomy places the organism in Eukaryota, Metazoa, Chordata, Ascidiacea, Phlebobranchia, Cionidae. Gene Ontology annotation, molecular function: mRNA binding; histone pre-mRNA stem-loop binding. The record is from RefSeq and is a predicted model, not a curated record.